Molecule: messenger RNA, 969 nt
Organism: Prunus armeniaca (apricot)
Lineage: Eukaryota; Viridiplantae; Streptophyta; Magnoliopsida; Rosales; Rosaceae
Source: the annotation of a GenBank genome assembly
AUGGGGAUUUUUAUCAAGAAACAACAAUCUGGGUUCUCUGCCUCUUCAACAGCAGAGGAAGUUACUGAAGGGAUUGAUGGAACUGGUCUUACUGCAAUUGUUACAGGAGCCUCCAGUGGUAUUGGUGUAGAGACAGCGCGUGUUCUUGCAUUGCGCGGUGUCCAUGUAGUUAUGGCAGUAAGGAACACCGAUGCUGGGGCGAAUGUCAAAGAAGUAAUCCUUAAAGAAAUUCCCAAUGCUAGAAUUGAUGUCAGGGAGUUAGACCUCAGCUCAUUCACAUCUGUAAGAAAAUUUGCAGCAGAUUAUCGUUCCUUAGGCCUUCCAUUGAACAUCCUUAUUAACAAUGCAGGGGUAGGAGUGACACCUUUCAAACUUUCUCAAGACAGUAUAGAACUCCAGUUCGCAACGAAUCAUUUAGGUCAUUUUCUUCUCACAAAUCUUUUGUUGGAGACCAUGAAAAGCACAUCACGAGAAAGCAACACAGAGGGGAGAAUCGUGAACGUAUCAUCACUGAGCCAUCAUUACGGAUACCGUGAAGGAAUUCGUUUUGAUAAACUUAAUGAUGAACCCACAUACAGCAGGCAUUCUGCUUAUGCACAAUCCAAGCUUGCUAACAUAUUGCAUGCUAAUGAGCUUACAAGACGUCUGAAGGAAGAAGGGGCAGAGGUAACAGCUAAUUCUCUCCAUCCAGGAACAAUUCUCACGAAUCUUUUGCGCUAUGAUGCCUUUUUAAAGUGUAUUCUUAAGGUGCUGGGCAUAUUUAUCUCUAAAACUGUUCAGCAGGGUGCGGCAACCACAUGCUUUGUGGCACUCCAUCCACAACUUAAGGGAGUAGGCGGCGAAUACUUUGUGGACUGUAACAUCGCCAAACCGAGCUCUCAGGCAAAAGAUGCAGAUUUGGCAACCAGACUCUGGGACUUUAGCUUGAUUUCCAAGGCCCCUGAUCCUGAGGCUGUGGACUCAGCGUAG